Molecule: messenger RNA, 3219 nt
Organism: Symbiodinium sp. CCMP2592
Lineage: Eukaryota; Dinophyceae; Suessiales; Symbiodiniaceae
Source: the annotation of a GenBank genome assembly
AUGGAUGCCGGGUGGGUCUUCAGAGUGCCAGGUGCCGAUCAUCGAGUACCACUGGUCGAACAGGAUGUGACGCAGCAGCUCGUGCUCAUGCCAUGGCAUUUAAGUUUUCGGCCAGAACAUUCUCAGAAGGGCAAGAGCAAAAUGCUGAAUGUCAUCCGGUGUGCCGCUGACUUUCUAGAAAAGCCCUAUGAUAGCUUGACAAAUCCGAUUCAACUCUGGCUUCCUCCAGGGCUGCCUGCUGCCGGAGAACCUCUGCCGGACUUCGCCCUCGGCCAUUCGAUCGGCUUCACAAAGAGCUUAGCGAUCAAGGCGAUCCUCUUUGCAGUCCACAAGAUGAAGGACCUAUCAGACGAGGAUGUGAAGCACAUUCUGCCACAGCUGCAGGACAAGUUCGCAGAAGCAGCUCGACCAAGGCCAGAUCCCAUUCAGGUUUCGACAUUGCUCAUGGCACAAGCGAAAGAGGAAGGUCUUGCAUGGACUGAAUGUGCAAGUCUCAUGAUCGACGAGUUCAAUGGUGGCUCGAGCAACGAGGCCAAGAAGCUUUCAGAGCUGGAGACCAGCAUAGUCGUCAUCUAUCCCAGCCUCGACUUGGACACCCAGCAGCUCAUCGACUACCACUGGCAGCUGUAUGCACCCAAACAGUCUGCCAUUCCUUACAAGGCAGACAAUCGCAAGAGGCACUGGUUCGUGAGGCGGAAGGUGCAGUACUUUCUCUUCAAGCUGCAAGAUGCCAAGCGGUUGAAGAAGAAGAUCAACUUGGCCACAGGAGCAGCAAAUUAUCGAGACCCAAAAGAAGCAGACGCGGCUUGGGGUAUGUCGGCUCUCUUCGCACACUUCCACUCAGAGUUUGAGAGGGUGCUGACCUCUAUGCAGCUGCAGCAGCUCGAAACCAAAUUUGCACGAGGCUACCUGGACAUCGAGCUCUUCGAAAAGUUCCGUGUCAUGAACCCACAGUUGAAGGUGGAGAACUUCAGAUUUCUGGCAGAUGUCGGUGCGAAGGUCGCUUGCAAAGUCCCCGAUUCCCAGAUCUCAGAGUCCGAAGCUGACCUCGAUGUGCAGAAGGCAGAGCUUGCAAAAGCGAUUGCCAAAGUCACCAAGGAGGUGGCCGGGUGGUCCAGCUACCAGGAGAAGAAAUCCGACUUCGCUCGGAGUGCGAAAGGUCUCGCAGCAGAAGCCCAGGACGAGCAAAAGGCUUUGCAGAAGCAGGCCGUGGAGAAGUGGCAGGAAAACCGGUAUCCGGUUCGGGACUUGCACGAGGCCUCCCACGCCAUCACGUUUGCUGAAACCUGUGUUCGCAAGUUCCAGGAUGAGCAGAGCAUUCCUGAUUGCAACAUGUUCAAGGUCUUCUGGAUGAACCCAAGUGUGCUUGGCUACGACUCCUACAGCGGUACGCAAGCUGCUAUCGCAACCUACGCUCCGCUUGUCGCGGAAGAUCCGGCCAAGACUGUGAUGAUCAUCGCGGAAUACAUCGAGGCCAAUGUCGGGGAGGCCACACAGAAGAUCUCCGAGUGUGUGUCCCAGCCGGAGAACCGACUUCUCGUUCGCGAGGUCCUGAUGUGCUUCGACCAGAACAGCAUCCCGCCGCAAUCCAAAAGGCCGGGCUUCCACAAGUUCUUUAUUGCCCUCUCUGACCAGUGCGACAAGGAGGGCCGCUUGAUCUCGGAGUUUUCAAAGUCGGCGCUUUGGAAACGGCAGAUGCUUCCGGUGACUGUGAAGAACUCCGUGACGCCGAUUCCCAUGUUGGCCCAGAAAGACAUGGUUGACCCACGCGGAGGUUUCAGCCAAGCUGGUGUUGUUACAGACGGUGCCAGCAAGCCGUCUCGACGCAAGCAGUGGAUUGGAGGAUUCAACAUUCCGGCAGCGUUCCACGAUGCUCUGUGGCAGGGUCUCACACUUCAACAGCCAUCAGGUGUUUCUUGGGUGGAUGUGUUCGCCUACGACCACUCUGUGGCCGAAGCAUUGAUGAGACGUGCUGCAAGUCCAGCUGUUCCCGCCCCGCAAGCAAUCUAUGUUGGUGUCGUGUGGGCUGACACGAACAGUCGAGACGACAAACACACAGAGAAGGGGGCUGCGAUUGACUCGAGAAAAGAGAACGCAAAGAUCUCACGCUGGCUACAGUCGUCCAUCCGCCGAAAGUUGCAGCACCUUGCGCAGGAGAAGGUCAUCUCAAUUCCGGACUGGAAGCCACUCGUGUCUUUCAAGGACAUGCGGGAAGUACCCGCCGUUCAGGAGAAGGAUUUCGUGGCCACCUUCCCAGGAGCAGCGGACACCAUCCCUUUCAAGGCCACCUACCUGGAGGAGAUGGACAAGAAGCUUAACAACCCUGAUCUCCGAGACCAGUGGGACCGCUUCGUCAAGGAUCACAACGAAUGCUACAACAAGAGCGGAAAGCCGCGCCAGGGUGAGAAGCGUUCCGCUGACGAGGCGGCCGGCGGGCCACCGCAAAAGAAGGCGAGACUCCUGAGUUCAGAGUCCCUGAACCCAGAGUCCCUAACCGUGGAGCAGAUGAAGGAGAAGGAAGGGCCGGUGGUGGAGAUUGACCAGAAGACCUACAAGGUUUUCUUCACGUCCAAGGGUUCAAUUUGGAUCCAGACCACGUGCGAGGUGGAGCUGGACGACACCAGUCCUCUGGCCCUGACUUUUGGCAAGUUCAAGAUCAAUGAGGAAGCGGAGGCGGCUCUCAAGGAGGACAAGGUGGAGAUGAUGGACGUUGGCUUCGGCAGCGACGUGGACAUGUGUGGAGCUCGCAAGCUUUCAGACAACAAGCCGGAAAUCUCGCCGUUGAAGACACUUCGCACACACUUGCAGUGGAUGGAAGAGAAGAAAAUGGAUGUCACCAGCAUCGAGUUUGCCUGUCACAAAUUGAAGCCCAAGGUUGAGAAGGAUCGUGUUUUCGAUGUGAAGAAGUGCGAUCCUUGUGUCUUCAUCCCUCAGCCGACCCCGCGCAAGAUGACGAACAAGAAAGCCCAGCCUGAUUGGGACGACGUGGGCAGCAUUGCCCUCACCUCACCCGACACCAAGGCAGCCUGGAACCUGAAGGAUGGCAGCCAUGUCGAAGGCUUGGUUUCUUUGAAGCAGCGCUGGGUUUUGAUGGACAACGACCAAGGCCUCACUUUCAACCCAGAGAAACCUGGGAUUUAUUUCACAGGGCCUAUCAAGAUUGAGGCCAAGAAGCUGGUCCGUGAGCCUGAUUUGCAGGCGUCAAGGGCUUGUUUCUAG